AUGGCGGCGGGGAUGGCGGUGGUGGGCCCGAGGAGGGCGUCGGCGAGAGUUCGUCCCCGCCUCGCGACCCCGGGCCUGCGGCCGCGGCUGCACCUGCUGCCUCCGGCGGGAGCGGUGGCGGCGGCCGCGGCGGGAGCCUCCGAGACAUCUGCCGCGAGGUGUUCGAGCGCCUCGUCAGCGAUGGCCUCGCGGCGGGCUCCGAGCUCCUCGCCCAGCUCGAGGCCCACUUCAAUAGGCUCCCCAUCAGGUGAGCCACUCGCAGACUCGCUCGUCUCGUCUCCGCCUUCCCUCCCCUGCCCCAGCCCGCGGAAGCAGUUGCCUGCGCCUUUUGGUGGAAUGAUUCGGGGGUUGGAAAGCUACAAGCUGGAUGUGAAUAUUGACAAAGCAGAGGACGUGUUAAUCCAUCAGAAAGUUUUGGCAGAAGCGAAGGAUCCUGAUAGGCGCCCAGCGUUCGCUGUCCGUUUCCUCAGGCUUGAAGAGGUAAAUGUGGACGAGACAACUAACUCUGAUGCUCAUGAAGAAGGGGCUGAUAUUGGUGAAGCUCUUUCUACCAGGUCAAAGACAUCAUAUACACCCAUUCAUGAGAUACUAUUCUCCACUAAGGACAAACCCAAGCUCCUGAGUCAGUUGUCUGCUUUGCUUUCUGACAUUGGACUGAACAUCAGGGAGGCACAUGUGUUCUCAACAACAGAUGGUUAUUCUCUUGAUGUUUUUGUUGUUGACGGUUGGCCCAUUGAGGAAACUGAUGGUUUGCAUAAGGCACUAGAAGCAUCAAUUUUGAGAAAUGAGGGUUCAUGGUCUGGCUCUGAAUCCUCAGCUUCCGAAAGAUCACUACCAUUCCUAGCACAGGAAUCAGAUAUUGACACAAGACUUCUGAAGAUUGUAAAGAAGGUUGCUUCUGGAUCUUGUGGGGACAUGUUUCUUGGGACCUACAGUGGUGAGGAGGUUGCUGUUAAAGUUCUUAAUCCUGAGAAUUUGAACCAAAAUGCAUGGAGUGAAUUUAAGCAAGAAAUCUACAUGUUAAGGAUGGAGGGUGCUAUGACUGCUGAAACUGGGACCUAUAGAUGGAUGGCACCUGAGGUUAUAAAUCAUCAGCCCUAUGACAACAGAGCAGAUGUAUACAGUUUUGCUCUUGUACUUUGGGAGCUCAUGACAUCCAAGAUUCCAUAUAAUACCAUGAGCCCCCUCCAAGCAGCCGUUGGUGUGAGGCAGGGAUUGCGGCCACAAGUUCCAGAAAAUGCACAUCCCAGGCUCAUAAACUUGAUGCAGAGAUGUUGGGAAGCCAUCCCGCCUGAUCGCCCUUCACUUAUGGAGAUCAUUCCUGAACUAGAGGAUAUUCAAGCACAAGCGCAGAGAACAUCAGGGGAGGCGAGCCAGAAACAGAAGGACGAGAACCCAGGCAGUAGUAAAGAUUGA
This is a messenger RNA of Miscanthus lutarioriparius, 1416 nucleotides long. The record is from the annotation of a GenBank genome assembly. NCBI's taxonomy places the organism in Eukaryota, Viridiplantae, Streptophyta, Magnoliopsida, Poales, Poaceae.